AUGGAGGAAGUCGAAGAAUUUCAAAGGGGAAAGCUGGGGUGCUUUUACAAAAAACUUCUACCACCUGGCACAACUGCAACUAGGCUGUAUCUGCCAAUGCUGGGACAAGUGCUACCUGAUACGCAGCCAACAACGGGUGGGAAAAAGAGAACAUUCUCUGAAAUCAUUCAGAGCGACAUCACUGAGACAAGCAGUCAUCACAUAGUGGCAAUGGUUGCUCGGUCGGGCUCGGGGAAGACUGCAACGGUGAUUCAUCUGGCAAAGAAGCACUUUGUUAUCUACGUCGUUUGCGAGGCCGUAAACACCUACUACUACAGUCCCGACUUCAGUGACAGAAACUUUCGCAUCCUUGCACGUGACAUUGAAAAUAUGUGUUCCAGACUUCCAAAACCAGUUCAAGUUGAUGAGAAUAGGCAGAAAUACAUGGAUGACCUAAGAAGUUAUGACAAUCAGCUAAAGAACCUUGCAAGUGAAUGCGUCCAGCUGGAAUUCUUGGCACGUCAGCUGUUCCUGGAGCUGCUUUUCAGAAAAAAUCCUCAAGUCACACCAGAGGCAUUCUUUCGUGAGCAGCUCAAUGGCUCUGCAACGAUUGGAAAUCUGGUAGAGGAGUUACGCAUGCCUUGUGAUUGCACUGACGAGGCACAUAUAGCGGAGACUGAUUGUUUGCAUGAUAGAUUGAUCUCACCAAGCGCAAUAACUAACAAUGAAAACUUCCUCGACCGCAAUGGCACGAUACGUCUGGAUCUUCGCCAUGGGUUUCUCACCCCUCUAUGUUCAGCACUAGGUGACAUGCAUGCAACACUGGUGGUGCUUGGAACAAGGUUGACACUCAUGGAUGCUAGUCAUGUGUAUUCAGCAAUUGCCAAGCCAAAUGUCCGGUUUGAGAAGAUUACAUCCUUCCCUUCAUGUGAUGAAUCUCAUGUGGAGGAGUUGUUGGGCCAAAUAAUUGAUAUAUCAGAUUGUGAAAUCCAACCUGAAAAGAAACGACGGCUCAGUGGACGGUUCCGAUUUGCAACUAGUGUUGCUGUCCAGAUCUGCAAUGGAAAAUGCUCUGAUACAAUCACGAUCAAGCAUCUACUCAGCUGGAUGGUUAUAGCAUACAAGCUGAAGGGUGGCAAGAUAGCUUUUACACAGCAGGAUGAAUUUGACUUUGUGAACAGUGGUGUGUGUGCUCUGCGAGAGGACUCUGAUGGUUAUCACUGGGUUGUAGAAGAGCCACUAGUGAUUGAAGUGCUUGAGGAGGAGCUGAGAGCUUCAGAAUUUGACCCAGAAGUCCUUGCAUAUCUUGACCAAUUCAAUGCAAUGCUCACCAAUCUGGGGACAAACUCAGCAGCAAAAGGGGAGGCAUUUGAACUGCUGGAUAUCAAGGAUCUUCCAGAAUGGUGCAAAACUACAACAUUGAAUGUGAGAAAAUUUGGUACAGCAAAAGAACUCGGAUAUGAUGAUGACAGUACAUGGGGUGAUGUCAAGUUUUUUGAGAAAACUCCUGGGGGAGAGUUACUGAUCCCAAACAACCUCACACGGCCAGAUGGGGCAUUGCUAUUGGAAGGUAAAGAACAUGGUCUAUCCCUCGCAAUUAAGCUCUAUUCACAACCUGUGAGUAAUAGUAAGCAUGAAUUGAAUGAGGGUUCCAGUAACCUACGAAACUGCUUCAUGACAUCUGAAAACAAAGUAAACUCACACAUAAAAGACCAACGACGACGAUUCACAAAGACUGCCUUCCAUAAACUCAAGGGGAUUUUGCACAUUCACCUAGAAUUUCCAAGAGUUUCUGGUGGGACACCACAAAGUUAUGUGAAUGGCCAAGAUAUCCUUGUUUACAUUGAUGGUGCAAAUAUGGAUACAUUCUUUGAUGAGAGUAUUGAAGAAUAUUCUCAGGAUAUGGAUAUCCUGAAGAAAAUGUUGAAGCACAUUUGGGAACAAAAUGACAAUAAUAUG
Molecule: messenger RNA, 1938 nt
Organism: Paraglomus brasilianum
Lineage: Eukaryota; Fungi; Glomeromycota; Glomeromycetes; Paraglomerales; Paraglomeraceae
Source: the annotation of a GenBank genome assembly